Molecule: messenger RNA, 3152 nt
Organism: Hippocampus comes (tiger tail seahorse)
Lineage: Eukaryota; Metazoa; Chordata; Actinopteri; Syngnathiformes; Syngnathidae
Gene: tlr3
Product: toll-like receptor 3
Exons: 5
Coding region: 308-3040 (910 amino acids)
Biological process (GO): inflammatory response; toll-like receptor signaling pathway
Cellular component (GO): plasma membrane
Molecular function (GO): protein binding; signaling receptor activity
Source: RefSeq, a predicted model, not a curated record
UAGCUCUUCUGUUUGACCUGGAUUUUGUCUUUUGGAAAUGACUGUCAAAUGGUUGCACAGCAGACAACUUUCGUCCUGCCAUUUUGGAAUAUAAAAGAGUCGGUUUGGUUUUUGUGUGCGUGUGUGUGUGUGUGUGUGCGUGAGAGUUUUGUUUUGUGCACACUAUAUAAAGUGGAGCUCCGAAAGUAGAAGUGAAAGCAGAAACAGAACUCACAUGUCCGUGUUUGUUUGGCUCUGACGGGGCUCAUUUAUUGAAGUCUCAGAUGUCUGCACUGUUGAAGAAAUCGGACAUCUCCGUUUGGAAACCAUGAGCUCCGGAGAUGGGAAAAAACUGGUGGUCCUUCUGUGCCACUUCCUGCUGGUUUCCCUGCCCGAGGCCUCCCAGAAGACCUCCUGCCGCAUCCAAGGCACCAAAGCCGACUGCAGCCGCCUGAGCCUGGCAUCCGUGCCGUCCGACCUCCCCGGCAACAUCACCGGCUUGGAUCUUUCCCACAACCGACUGAGCCAGGUCCCGCCGGCUUCCCUGGCCCCCUACGUGGGUCUCCUGGACCUGGAUGUCAGUUUCAACAGCCUCACCAGCCUGGAUGGCGGGUUGUGCCGGGCGCUGCCUCGGCUGCAGACUCUCACCGCGGACCACAACGAGGUGCACGUCAUCCGGGAGGAGGAUCUGAGCCCCUGCGGCAGCCUGACCGAGUUUCGCUUGUCGGGCAAUAGGCUGAAGUUGAAAGGGGAAGUCUUCGCGGGGCUGCAGAGUCUGAAAUUCCUGGACGUGUCGAAGAACAACCUCAACUCGGCCAAGCUGGGCUCCAGGCCUCAGAUGCCCAACCUGGUGGAGCUCAGGCUGGGAUUCAACACAUUCUCAACCUUGGCCAAGGACGACUUUGCUCUCUUUAGCCACUCGGAAUCUUUGCAGGUCCUCAACCUGGAAUCCGCCACGAUCAAAACAGUGGAGCCCGGUUCCUUCCAGCCCAUUUCCCACUUGCAUAUCUUAAUCAUGGACGGGAGCAACAUGGGAACGACGUCCAUCUCCAAACUCUGCGCUGCGCUGUCGGGAACGUCGAUCCGGAAAUUGUCCCUGCAGAGAAUGAAGCUGGUCACGCUCACCAACGGCACCUUCAAAGAGCUGCGGCGAACCAACGUCACCUCGCUGGACCUCUCCGGCAACGGCUUGGGGAAAAUCGAAGAGGGCUCGUUCCGGUGGCUCGGCAAACUGGAUGCCCUUGUUUUGUCAGACAACAACAUCAAGCACUUGACCAAGCGGACGUUUGAGGGUCUUGACAGUUUAAAGCAGCUGGACUUGAGGAAAGCUCUGGUGAAAAGUCAUACCUCCGCCACGCCCAUCAUUGAAGACUUCUCCUUCCAGCUGCUGGGCGCCCUGGAGACUUUGUGUUUGCAGAAGACGACGGCGCGGGAGAUUAGCGAGCACACCUUCGCGGGCUUGAAAAGUCUCAAAUAUCUGGACCUGAGCUGGAGCAGCUACGUGUCGCUGAAAACGAUCUCCAACAGGACACUGGCUUCGCUGGGCGGGUCGCAGUUGCUGAAGCUCAACAUGACGGCGACGGCCAUUUUGCAGAUUCAACACGGCGCCUUCUCCCAUUUGCGGAACCUCACGCACCUUUUUCUGGAUUUGAAUUUCAUCAAGCAGACUGUCGGCGGGGCAGAGUUCCAAGGCUUGGAUCGUCUCCAGGAGCUUCACAUGUCCUUCAACCACCAAACCAUCACCCUCAGCCCCGCGUCGUUUGUCGGGGUUCCCCUUCUCAGGGUGCUGACGCUGAGUAAAAGCCUCACGGCGAUGUCCUUGAACUUGGAUCGUUCGCCGUUCGAGCCCUUGUCCAACCUCGCCUACUUGGACCUGAGCAACAACAACAUCGCCAACUUGAGGGCGAACUUACUGACCAAUCUCGUCAACCUGAAGGUCCUCAAGCUGCAACACAACAACCUGGCGCGGCUGUGGAAGGACGUCAAUCUCGGGGGGGCCGUGCUCUACCUGAAAGGCCUGGAGAACAUGACCAGCCUGCAGAUGGACAACAACGGGCUCGACGAGAUCCCCGCCGAGGCGCUGAGCGGGCUGAGGAACCUGCGUGAGCUCAGUCUUAGCAACAAUCUGCUCAACAACCUGAAGGACUCGGUCUUCGACAGCCUGACCUCCCUGAAAGUCUUACAUCUGCAGAGGAGCCUGAUCACGGCCGUGAGGCCCCAGGUGUUCCGCGUUCCUUUGGCCAACCUCAGCGAACUCCUGAUGGAUCGGAAUCCCUUCGACUGCACGUGCGAGAGCAUCCUGUGGUUUCUGACCUGGUUGAACACCACCAACACAACCAGCGUUCCUGGCUUGAGAGAGCAGUACAUGUGCAACACGCCGCUCGCUUACUUCAACCGCUCCAUCACAGAUUUCGACCCCCUCUCCUGCAAGGACAUGGCACCAUUCCGGGCGCUCUACAUACUAAACAGUACGCUGGUGGCGCUGCUGACAGCGAUAGCGCUUCUGGUGCGCUUUCACGGCUGGAGGAUCCAAUUCUACUGGAACAUCCUGGUCAAUCGGGCUUUGGGCUUCAGCGACACUACGCCGGAGAAGGGUCAGCAGUUCGAAUAUGACGCCUACAUCAUCCACGCCGAGGUCGACGGCAGCUGGGUGGAAAGAGCCUUGAUGCCCCUUGAGGGAAACGCGUGCAAGUUUUGCCUGGAGGAUCGGGAUUCGCUGCCAGGGGAGUCCCAGCUGGAGUCCAUCGUGGAGAACAUGAGGAAUUCCCGCAAAAUUCUUUUUGUGGUCACUGAAAGCCUCCUCAGCGAUCCGUGGUGCAGACGCUUCAAGGCCCAUCAUGCAUUGCACCAAGUGAUGGAGGCCAGCAGGGACUCUGUGAUCCUGGUCUUCCUCCAGGACGUCCACGACUACAAGCUAUCGCGCUCGCUCUUCCUGCGCCGCGGGAUGCUGAGGAAACGCUGCGUCCUCCACUGGCCCGUCCACAAGGAGCGAGUGGUCGCCUUCCGUCAAAAGCUGCUCAUCGCCCUCGGGACGACCAAUCGAUUUCCACCCCUGCUUUGAACAACAAGUCCCAGAAUGAAUCCCAUUACAUUCCGUUGGUCAUAUUUUAUCCAAUCACAUCAAAGUUCUCACAAUCUCGAAGCAUCAAUCCAUUCUCUGGACCGCAUUUUUA